Messenger RNA from Schizophyllum commune H4-8, 1927 nucleotides. Its product is annotated as acid protease. Gene Ontology annotation, biological process: proteolysis. The transcript has 3 exons. The record is from RefSeq and is a predicted model, not a curated record. NCBI's taxonomy places the organism in Eukaryota, Fungi, Basidiomycota, Agaricomycetes, Agaricales, Schizophyllaceae. Bases 400 to 1914 code for a protein of 504 amino acids. Gene Ontology annotation, molecular function: aspartic-type endopeptidase activity.
GUCUCCCUCCACGAUGCUGAACUUGCCCGUUGUUGGACUUGGUACAACGGAUAGCUCCAACGAUGAGCGACCUUCCAGAGGUGAAGGAGAGAAGCAAGAUGCGUUGCACAUGAAAUCAGAACAGUGGUGAUUGAAUGGAGUGGGAGAAUGAUCAAGGGUCGCGCGCGACGCGCUAGAUCACUCCUUCCUCACGACGGGCGUGUAUCUGCUCGCUCUUUCCCUCUCACAGCCGCUGGACCGUCUACCCCGGAGGUCCCCUUGAAGGUCGCAGCCGCCAUCCAUCUUUGAACCAUCGCUGUUCUCCACCUUCACUCGUUACUUUGUAUGCAGCAUUGACCUGCGCUCUCUCCUUUGCAUAUCCCCCUCCCUUGUCCUGCACGGCCCAGGACUAUUGUGAUAAUGGCAAACAUGCGCAUGGACGCAAUGAGCAUACGCGACAGCGGUAACGAAUAUCUCGUCGAGAUGUCCACCCUGCAGAAUGGCAAUUACGACGUCUCGUACAUGGUCCCCCUCAAGGUCGGCACGCCUCCUCAGACGGUCUACGUCCAGGUCGACACCGGUUCCUCUGAUCUGUGGCUCGCCUCCCCUUCCUGCCAGACCUCCGCUUGCAAGUCCUCAGGGCACACCUACGACCCCUCAUCAUCAUCCUCCGCCCAGACAACUUCCGCGGACUUCUCCAUCUCCUACCUGCAGGGCCAAGUCUCCGGCGAUGUCGUCAAAGACACGGUUCGCAUCGGCCCCGCGUCGAUCAACGCCCAGGCGCUCGCUGCGGCGUCAAACGUCACGAACGAGCCUCUUGGGGACGAGUUCAACGGCGUGCUGGGUCUCGCGCUGCCGGACAACUCGCUGAUCGCGUCCAAGGACGGCGGGGAUGCGGUCACGAAGGGGCUCUUCGGCGCGGAUGGUGCUCCGGGAAACAAGUUCAUCGGGAUGCUGCUGGGGCGCCCGGGGAGCGAUCGCUACCCCUCCCUCCUCGGCCUCGGUACGCAUCCUUCGUCCGAGCAACUGCGUCUGCCAGACGGCAAGGACGUCGAGUCCUCGCUCUCCUACCUCGGCUUGUCCUCAGACGAGUCUGGGGAGCUCCUCUUCAAGGUGCAGCUCGCGGGCAUCGACGCGCACCCAUCUACCGUCCAAGGUCCCGAUGCGGGGACAAACCAGAACAACCUGACAGCGGACACCGCGCUCCUCGGCGCGCCCCUCCGCGCCGUCUUCGACUCCGGCGUCCCGCUCAUCCUCACCACCUCCACCAUCGCAAACGCCGUGUAUGGCGCCGUCGGCGUCGGCCCCGGCAGCGACGGCGUGUACUACCUCCCCUGCGCGACGCCGCUCAACCUCACCUUCACGCUCGCGGAGUCGGGCAGCAACGACUCGCCGCGGAUCGCCGUGCCCCUGCACCCGAGCGAUAUGGUGAUCGACGGAGGUGGUGGCGGGCGGGGCGCGGGUACGGGGUCGUGCAUGGGCGCGAUCCAGGCGGUUGCGGACCUGGAUAGCUCGUCGAGUAAUGGCGCGGGCGUCGAUAUUGUGCUCGGCACGCCGUUCAUGCGCAACGUUUACAGCGUGCUCGCGUACGAGAACCCGGAUGCGUGGCAUGGCCAGCGCAAGCGCGCAGGUCCGUCUGACUGGCGCCGCGAUGUGCCGAUGUCCGACUGGCGUCGCGACGUACCGACUUCAGACUGGCGCCGCGAUGUACCGACGUCGGAUUGGCGGCGCGGUGGUCCCUCGGCGAAGGAAGGGCGACAACAUGAGCACUCGACAUUUGUCGAGCGUGAACUUCGUCGCGAGGAUGAGCGCGAGAAACUCGUCGCAAGACACGCAAGACACAACUCAACGCGGUGUUUCUCGAGGGAACACGACUUUGAGGAGGGCAGAAGCGGAGGGGUGGGGCUUAGAAUUAGCCGUCUAGCACGUAGGUAGUGUACAUGUCGUA